AUGCCAGCCCCGGACUCUCCACCCAUUAUCGUGGCUAGGUUUCUCAGAGCCAACAAUUAUAACGAUACGCUCUCGGCAUUUAUAUUAGAAGCUGGACUUUCGCGCGACGCUGGUGUUAUAGAGAAGGGGGACUUGACGAUCGAGAAGAUACUGGAAGAGAAGAAGGUCUUCGAUCUGACUUUGCGCUUCGAAAAGCCUGGUCUAGAGGAUGGCGAGAAGUGGACCUUGCCCGCUCCUUCAAACCCGACUCACAUCUCUACGUUGCCUUCAGCUACGAACAUCUUGCAUGUCUCUGUCCAGAAGUUCCACGGCGAGAAGCCUUUCCAACUGCUACUUGCCUCUACAGCGGAUAGAAAUUUGCAUCUUAUUACCACAGACAUGACAUUCAGCAUUUACAAGUCCCUUCCGUAUUUGCAAGACUCUCCCAUCCUCUCAUGCAUCUCUUUUGGCGAACAAGGACUAAAGACAAUUACGACUGGCAUGUCUGGUCAAGUUGUCCUUUAUGACCAUGAGAUGGCUAGGGUCUGUGACGAAAGGAAAGACCAUAAAAAAUAUGUUGUCAAAGUGGCGACUUGGGACAAAAUCGUUGUAACUGCAGGCUGGGACAACAAGGUGUUCCUUUACCAUGCAAGUGGUGAUUUCUCGAGCUUAGGAUCCCCAGUGGCUGCGACUACGCUGUCUACGAAUCCGGAAACAAUUACUUUCGUUGACCAUCCAGACUCUGACCAUCCGAUUCUCCUGAUCACCCGCCGAGACUCGACAUCGUUAUACUAUUAUUCGCUGGAGCUGAAGCUGCUAGGUUCCCAGAACCUAGCCCCUUAUUCCAACUCUUGGGUCACGUUCACUCCCGCUUCUGUCGAAGUAUGCCCCAAAGACCCGACAUUGCUAGCGGUUGCUACCUCUGCUGUGCCGCACAUGAAGGUCAUAAUCGUUAAACUGUUACUCCCAUCGUUGACACAAUCACCUUCAAACCUAGCCAGUCCUGUCACACAGGCGGCCCAAACCCGGAACAAUCUUGCCAUACAGGACAGAGAAGAAGCAGCAAUUCAAGUCCACGUUAGCACCAUGGCCCCACAAACACCAUACUCGACACCGCAGGUAGUGUGGCGCCCUAAUGGAGCAGGGGUGUUUGUAAAUGGAGACGACGGGGUCAUCCGCGGAUUGGAAGCAAAGACGGGGAAGAUUGUUGCUACCUUGCAGGGUGGACAUGAGUUGGGGAGUAAGAUCAGGAGUAUCUGGUGUGGGGUGAUCGAAGUCGAGGAAAGAAGGAAGGAGUGGCUUGUAACUGGAGGAUUUGAUCAUCGAUUGGUAGUUUGGGAUUAA
This is a messenger RNA of Letharia columbiana, 1323 nucleotides long. RefSeq lists its product as uncharacterized. Lineage: Eukaryota; Fungi; Ascomycota; Lecanoromycetes; Lecanorales; Parmeliaceae. The record is from RefSeq and is a predicted model, not a curated record. Gene Ontology annotation, molecular function: protein binding. The transcript has 5 exons. The coding region runs from base 1 to 1323 and encodes 440 amino acids.